This is a messenger RNA of Danaus chrysippus (African queen), 1080 nucleotides long. The record is from the annotation of a GenBank genome assembly. Lineage: Eukaryota; Metazoa; Arthropoda; Insecta; Lepidoptera; Nymphalidae.
AUGGCCGACCGCCUUCGUCAGAUCGCGCAAAGGGUUAAAGACAGAAUCUUUAUACCUCAAUUGAAAGGCAAUAAUAAUCGCGAAAGGGUUGAACACUUGAUCAGCAAAUAUGUCCCGGCUAAUAGAGUUACUGCUAUCGCUGAGAAGUUCAGGCACGAAGGUGUCACCAACAAAGUCAAGGAACUGGUGUCCAGAUAUGAAAAAUUCACGGGUAUAGAAGAAAUUAUGGCGAUACAAAACACGGUUGUCGAAGCACAGGAACGUUUCAUGACGGCCCAAGACCGCAGACGAGACCUAGGUCGUGAGCUAGCAGCGAUAGAUUCUAGAUUGAAGGAAUUACAUUCGGAAAUGCAGAACACUAUGAAGGGCGAUGAGAAAUAUCUACAUCUAUGUACAGAGGAACACAAGCUAAUAAUCCAAGAGCGUGCACUCCGAACUCUUUUCUCUGAAGCUGAGAGGGAGGAAAGGGAAUUAUUUGCAACUAUGUCAGCCGCUGUGAAGCUUGGUCAUGAACGGGAAAGGGCCCACGCUGAAAGAAAUAAAUAUUGGUAUAUUGUUGCUUCUAUACUUGGUACAGUGUUAGGUAUAGCGGGUUCAACCAUCAACAACCAUCUCAAAAUGGCUGAAUUCCGUGACAUGAUGGAACAGCAAAUGGCGCGAACAGCCAGCGUCUUAUACACAGUGGCUGGCGGAGGAACAGCCAACAAGACGGACAUAGCUGAAGCUAUGAAGACCGAGUUUGCUUACCAGGAGCAACUAGCGAAUAACUUGACCUUAAUGCAGGAAAACAUCAACAAUUUGAUAAACAAACAAUCGUCGCUGAUAGAUCACUUGAAUCACCAAGACCACGUGUUGGAGACACAGAUGCGUGAAAUCAAACGUCUUAUUCUCGCCGCGUCACAGAACAGCGCGAAAUCUGACGCUGAACUGGCGAAGGCCUUGUCUGCCGUCCAUCAUGAGCACGAAGAUGAGGAGAACCACAUCGAAAAAGGCUUAGACUCGAAUCAAUUACUAACAGGGCUCGGAAUUGUAAUGUGUGCGGCUGUCAUAUUUAGUAAUAUAUUUGGUCGUCUCAGUUGA